Solea senegalensis (Senegalese sole) is the source of this 866-nucleotide messenger RNA. RefSeq names its product myosin, light chain 12, genome duplicate 2 (gene myl12.2). The coding region runs from base 119 to 631 and encodes 170 amino acids. Gene Ontology annotation, molecular function: calcium ion binding. NCBI's taxonomy places the organism in Eukaryota, Metazoa, Chordata, Actinopteri, Pleuronectiformes, Soleidae. The record is from RefSeq and is a predicted model, not a curated record. The transcript is spliced from 4 exons. Gene Ontology annotation, cellular component: cytoplasm.
AACAUUUGAUGGUUCUCCAUCACCGUCACCGUGGAUGAUCCGUCUCCUGUGUUCGACGCUUUUUGGCUGAUAACUCCUGUAUUUCUCUGAGGAAGGGGGGGACCUGCCACCUACCACCAUGUCGAGCAAAAGGGCCAAGGGGAAGAACACUAAGAAGCGCCCUCAGCGCGCCACUUCCAACGUGUUUGCUAUGUUUGAUCAGUCCCAGAUACAGGAGUUCAAGGAGGCUUUCAACAUGAUCGACCAAAACAGGGAUGGCUUCAUCGACAAAGAAGAUCUUCAUGACAUGCUGGCCUCGUUAGGUAAGAACCCCACUGAUGGAUACCUGGAGGAAAUGAUGAAUGAAGCACUAGGCCCAAUCAACUUCACUAUGUUUCUGACCAUGUUUGGAGAGAAGCUGACUGGCACGGACCCGGAGGAUGUGAUCCGUAAUGCGUUUGCCUGCUUUGAUGAGGAAGCCACAGGUAUCAUCCAGGAGGAGUACCUGCGCGAGCUGCUCACUACGAUGGGUGACCGGUUCACAGAUGAAGAAGUGGACGAGCUCUUUCGUGAGGCCCCCAUUGACAAGAAAGGCAACUUUAACUAUGUAGCAUUCACACGAAUCUUAAAGCAUGGUGCAAAAGAUGAUUAGUCUGGAGGCUACACUUCGGGACAGCAUUCUCCUGUAAUUUGUGUCAUGGUUAAGUUUUACUGUGCUGUAACCUAUGGAAGGUUCAUAUAUUUAAGCUGCUUUUUGGACCACACCUCUGAACCCUACUCCUCCUUACACUUAAAGCUUAUUUGCACAUUUGUGGUAACACAGCUAUGGCUCUGUAUAAGGUGUAUGUGAAGACCCCAUAAAGCUGGAAAUAAACUCAAACAAUGUC